CCUGUUUCAGACUGGAACUUUUUCCGGUUGGAGACGUGGCUCUGCUUUUCUGUACCGCUGCAAGUCUGAUUGCGUGAGCCUCACAAGAAAUAAACAAAGACCGUGUUCUAUUAAUCAGCCCGUUACUGUUUUUGAAAGCAAUUGAGUAUCUUGGCUGCGGAAUUAAGCACGUUAAGACGGAUCCAAAAUGGUGCUCUUGGCAGCUGCAGUGUGCACCAAGUCAGGAAAAGCCAUAGUGUCACGGCAGUUUGUAGAGAUGACCCGCACUCGCAUCGAGGGUCUCCUGGCUGCCUUUCCUAAACUGAUGAGCACAGGGAAGCAGCACACCUUUGUAGAGACAGAUAGCGUGCGCUAUGUCUAUCAGCCAUUAGAGAAGCUCUAUAUGGUUCUCGUCACUACAAAGAACAGCAACAUUCUGGAGGACUUGGAGACACUACGGCUCUUCUCCCGUGUGAUCCCCGAGUACUGCCGUGUGUUGGAAGAGAGUGAGAUCUCUGAACACUGCUUCGAUCUCAUAUUUGCUUUUGAUGAAAUUGUUGCUUUGGGCUACAGGGAAAAUGUUAACCUGGCCCAGAUCCGAACCUUCACUGAAAUGGACUCGCACGAAGAGAAGGUCUUCCGUGCAGUCAGAGAGACCCAAGAACGGGAGGCAAACGCAGAGAUGAGGCGGAAGGCUAAAGAGCUACAGCAGGCAAGAAGGGAUGCAGAGCGUGCUGGCAAAAAGGCACCAGGCUUUGGAGGUUUCGGAAGCUCAGGAAUGAGCAGCCCAGCUACCAUCAUCACAGACUCGGUGAUGGAACCAGAAAAGCCUAAAUCAGCUCCUAUACCAGUUAGGCCAAGUGGUUCUAGUAAAGCACUGAAGCUGGGUGCCAAAGGAAAGGAGAUUGAUAACUUUGUGGACAAACUCAAGUCAGAGGGUGAAAAUAUCAUGAUACCCAGUGCAGGAAAGAAAGCUUCAGAAGUAUCUAAAGUCCUUCAGCCUCCAGUGAACACAGAAAGUGUACAUCUGAAGAUAGAGGAGAAGAUAUCGCUGACCUGUGGACGGGAUGGUGGGCUGCAGAGCAUGGAGAUCUUGGGUAUGAUCACACUGAGAGUCUCAGAUGAAAAAUAUGGCCGCAUCCGUCUGCAGAUUAAUAACAACGACAAGAAAGGAGUGCAACUGCAGACCCAUCCUAAUGUAGAUAAGAAGCUGUUCACUGCAGAGUCUUUGAUUGGACUGAAAAAUCCGGAAAAGUCUUUUCCCCUAAACAACGAUGUGGGCGUGCUGAAGUGGAGACUACAGAGCACAGACGAGUCCCUCAUCCCUUUAACCAUAAACUGCUGGCCUUCAGAAAGUGGUAGCAACUGCGAUGUCAACAUUGAGUAUGAGCUCCAGGAGGAGAGCCUUGAACUCAAUGAUGUAGUCAUCACCAUCCCUGUGCCGUCAGGAGUAGGCGCCCCUGUUGUUGGAGAUCUUGAUGGUGAGUAUCGCCAUGAUAGCAGGAAAAACAUUCUUGAAUGGUGCCUGCCUGUCAUUGAUGAAAACAACAAGAGUGGAAGUUUGGAGUUCAGCAUAGCUGGGAGGCCAAACGACUUCUUCCCAGUGAACGUCUCAUUUGUGUCUAAACGCAUCUAUUCCAACAUUCAGGUGGCUAAAGUGACCCAGGUAGAAGGGGACAGCCCAGUGAAAUUCUCCAACGAGACUUCCUUUGUUGUCGACAAGUAUGAAAUACUCUAAAGACUUUUAAAAGGAAUGUUUCUAGCCAGCCUGCCUGCCUAUCUGUGUAACAGUUUGGACACAGUACGACCAGAGUGUCCAAAUCUCUCCCAGUGGCGUGCAGUAUUUGUGUAUUUGUUUGUAUGGCAAAGGAAAUUAUAUAUGUUUAUAUAAAAUGAAUCUAAGAGGUAAACGAACCACAUCCUAAUAUGAAUACAGAUGGACCUGGAGCUUUGUGACUUGAGGUCGAGGACACUGCGAUAUCAUCAAACCACAUUGUCUCAUCUUACAGAAUACCCUGAAUCUGGACCUAUGAGUCCUCAUUACCCCUGAAAUAAAUUAUAGGAGGAACUUGAGAGUUGCCCCAGUAUAAUAUAUUUUCUAUGUUGUAACCUUACAGAGCCACACAUUCUUAAAUACUCAACAGAGUGUAUUUAGAAUGACUCGUUUGUACACAAGGGGUUCUCAUUUUGUUUGUCCAAAAUGAAUGAAAUAAGAACAGGAAGUGUUUUUUUUUUUUUUUUUCUUCCUUCUUGAUUCUAUGUUCAUUCACAUCGAACUGAUACUGGCUCUGUUUUGAAAUAUAAAUAGCGUUCACAUUUUCACUGUGUUCUAUAUUUAGGAGGGCAGUUCAAUUUUUUUUUGAGAAACUACUUAGAAUUUUAAAUAUCAAUGCAUAUAAGGCCCAUCCAGGACAAAAUAUUGUUUUCUAUCUGCUUCUUAAAGUAAUUUACUUUCUGCAUCAGUUGUUUUCACAGUAAUACAUCAGUUACCUAAAUCUGCAAGAAUUUCUGUAUGGCAUAUUUCUGGGCAGAAACUGCACCCGAUUUAAAUGUUUUCUUUUGCUCUGAUAGCUGCUACCGGUUAUAAAGAGCUAUAGAGUAUUUUAGAGGUCUAGAGGAAAACACUGACACAGUAAUAGAGGUUUAAGAGGAGCCUUGCUAUUCUUCCUUCGUAUAACCAGUCAUAUGCAAUCCGAAACUCAAAUUUUAUAUCUGCUGAACCAACUUGCACUGGGAAUAAAAUGUUCACUGGUUGCUCUAAAUUUGUCAGUGCAAAUCUAAUGUUGAUUCAAGUGAAAUCUGAUAAAACAGCCAAAUUUGUAAGAUUUUUGCAAAUUCAGGUGCUCAGUACUUGGGUUCUACAUUCAUGUUUUAAAAGAUUUAAUCUAAGCACUUAAAUCAUGCAUUAAUAGUAGGCACACAACAUUUCAUGUAUUUUGUUCAGCUUGCUUUAAGAAUACCAAAACAGUAGAAGUCCUCUGAUAUGUAUUGAUUUUCUUGAGUGGAAAAUAUUUUCUCACUGACAUCAUUUUUGUAUCUUCCCAAAAACUUCAGAUAAUAAUUUUUGAGGGGGUUAUUUUAAUAUCCAAUGGAGAGAUGAAAAUGAUAACAUUCCAGCUUACAAUUACUUGUUUUGAUAUUAAAGCAUAUUGCUUGAA
Pangasianodon hypophthalmus (striped catfish) is the source of this 3137-nucleotide messenger RNA. It is a transcript of the gene arcn1b, whose product is annotated as archain 1b. The coding region runs from base 188 to 1717 and encodes 509 amino acids. Lineage: Eukaryota; Metazoa; Chordata; Actinopteri; Siluriformes; Pangasiidae. Gene Ontology annotation, cellular component: COPI vesicle coat; cytosol. The record is from RefSeq and is a predicted model, not a curated record. The transcript is spliced from 10 exons. Gene Ontology annotation, biological process: Golgi localization; retrograde vesicle-mediated transport, Golgi to endoplasmic reticulum; endoplasmic reticulum to Golgi vesicle-mediated transport.